This is a messenger RNA of Fusarium mangiferae, 606 nucleotides long. RefSeq lists its product as uncharacterized. Gene Ontology annotation, molecular function: protein-macromolecule adaptor activity. Bases 1 to 606 code for a protein of 201 amino acids. Gene Ontology annotation, biological process: proteasome regulatory particle assembly. The transcript has a single exon. The record is from RefSeq and is a predicted model, not a curated record. Lineage: Eukaryota; Fungi; Ascomycota; Sordariomycetes; Hypocreales; Nectriaceae.
AUGUCUUCCACGUCCACAUCCGCCGACACCACGCCAAUCGCCCCCGCACGGUUCGCCGCCGCCCUCAAGGACCUCUCGGUGGGCAUGUUACACCUCAAAGUCCUUGAAAUCCGCAAUUCAAUCGCCCAUCUACAGUACUCCAACGACCAGCUCAAGCCAUUUGCAGAGGGCGCAGAGACCACACCGUCCGGUGAAUCCUCGGGGCCCGACCAGGACUGCAUCGAUGCUAUUCGCGAGAACGAACAAGUCAUUGAUCGCAUGGCUGAGCGCAUAGCUCUGAUCCGUGCAGAGGUGGAAGAGCGUGGACUCAGCUGGACGGAAUUCCAGAACCGAGAUGAGACAACUAGUAAGAACGAUGAAGACGCGGCUGCUGUCAAUGGAGAUCCUCAAGCUAGUACUGCGGCAUCUGACACCGAGAAUCGACACAAUGCAUGGAACGAUGGGACUUUUCAAACGGGGACAAUCCGAAACGGCGAGGUACAGGUGGAUCGUCAGGCCGGUCGACCAGAGGAUGGAAGUUUGAGCGACGAGCAGCUUCGCAGGGCACUAGAGGAGCGAAUGCAAGACCUAGGUACAGAGGAUGAUGAAGGGGGCAUGCACCUUUGA